CUCUCUCUCUCUCUCUCUCUCUCUCUCUCUCUGUCUGUCUCUCUCUCUCCCGCUGCCCAUCUCCCUUUCUCUCUCUCACUUCAAAGCUCUACUUGAUAGUGGGCUGUAGACAGGGGUUGUUGUUCUUUUCGCUUGGUGGUGCGGAACAUCAUCACCACCACCACCACCACCAUGCCUCGAGGAUUCUUGGUGAAGAGAAACCGACGAUGUCCAGCGUCGUACCGGUCACGAACAAACAGUAAUAACAAACCCGAAACAUUGUACGGAGACAGGAGCGGCAGUGACAAGUGCGAAGCGACGGACCGGCCGGCAGCGGGGGGGAGCGACGUGUUGAGCGCGCUCCCACAUGUAGUUCCGGAUGGUCUGCUCUCAGUGUCCCGCGGGGACUCCACCGCGGCCACAGAGGCGUGGAGGCCGCACGUGGAAUCUGCGCAGUUACCGGAGAUCGAGGAGCAGGUGAGGCAGGUGGCCGGUCAAACUCCCCGCAGCGACUUCUCGUGCUUCUUCACCCCCCCUCUACCACCACGCGACCUGACAUCGAACCAGUCCUGCAGCCCCGUUAAACCGGUCGGCACGAGACUGCUGGACCAUCAGCACCACGAGGAGGGAGAUCAGCAGCCGCUGUUCCCCGGGAAGCGCCUCACUUCCUCCCCGGUGCCGGGGUUUCCGGAACCGCCAUUCCUGGUGAGAUCCACGCAGACCCCGGUGUCCCCUUCCAUCGAGAGGCUCCUUGCGAGCAGCAGCCGCAACGCGCCGUCCUACGAACACAAUGACAGGUACGACACGCGGGUGGGUCACCUGUUCCCGCCAUUGACACUAGUGAACUCUGAGCAGUUCCUCGAGCAGGACCAACGCAGCAGACUCAGCCGACCGCCCGCGAAGAAACCCAAAGUGAACCGAAAGCUGACCUUCGAAGAUGAGGUCACGACCUCGCCGGUGUUGGGGCUGCGGAUCAAGAAGGAGCUUCCCGGACUGAGGAGACAGCGGGAGAGGUCGUCCAGUGGCACCGCGAACCAGCCGCUCGGAGAGUACAUCUGCCAGCUCUGUGCGGAGGAGUACCCGGACCCGUUCUCCCUCGCGCAGCACAAGUGCUCCCGCAUAGUGCGCGUGGAGUACCGGUGUCCCGAGUGCGACAAAGUCUUCAGCUGUCCCGCCAACCUGGCGUCCCACCGCCGCUGGCACAAGCCUCGUCCGGUAAACGGCCGCGGUGGGGAGACACAGACCGACGAGGGCCAGCCGCUGAGGGAGGGCAAAGAGAACGCGCUGCUGCGCACAGACGGCAAUCAGCACCCCGGGGUGGCGGACAGCUCCUGCGUGAGGCGCGAGCCCUCGCUGCUGCUACUGCACGGUCGUGCGCGGGACAGCCCUGAAGGCGAAGGCCUCGCGCGCCCUCACUACGACCCCUCGCUUCAAUAUCGGAACGCGGCCGGAAGGUGCGCGGACCUGCAGGUUAGAGAGGCUCUCGGUCCGCCCUCGAGCCGGCUUCUGUUGAAUGGCAGCCCGGAUGAGGGCGCGGACCUGCCGUUUGUCCCGCUUCCGAUGGACGAGGCGGAAGAGUGUCGGUACUGCGGGAAAAAGUUCCGCCGACAAGCUUACUUGAAGAAACACCUGGCCGCCCACGAGACGGCGCGAGCGUCUCCCAGCCCGUCUUCUUAUGGCCAGGCGCGCGAGACGAGCGGAGGACAGAGCCAGGUGUUCUCGUGUCACUUGUGCGGCGCACGCUUCCCGUCGGUAGAGAUCAGGGACAAGCACCGCGUGUGGCACGCGGUAAGGGACGAGUUACUGUCGGGAACACCGCGGGGAGAACUGAGACCGGACUUGCUCCACGCGCAGGGAGGGGAGAGCGGCAGCGGGGAGCGCGAGCCGCAAAUCUUCACGUGCGCGCACUGCCCGUCUACGUUCUACAGCUCCCCGGGGCUCGCGAGGCACGUCAACAAGUCCCAUCCUGCCGAGAAGCGGCAGGUGAUGCUGCUGCAGAUGACCGUCCGACCGUAAAACGAGCGGGAGAUGGACCACGCACACUCAUACAAGCGAACGUAUUAUAUAUGAAUAAUUACCUGCCAUGUCAUUAAGAGGAACAUAUUAUGUACAUUUCAUUCAGACAUGUUCCGUUACAAAUUGUGACGGAGGCCUGUUUGGUUCAGUUGUGAAAAAAGCAAAACGCUCGGUGAGAGCCAGGGUGCGGGUCACGGCUGGGUCUUGUUUAAAGCUCAUAGAGCAUCUUCAAUUGUUUAACAAAUAUACAAUUAUGAACUAAACACAACUUUGUUGUUGAAAAAUUAGAAAAGCGUGUCGGUAGAAGCGGAUCUGUCCACGGUGCUGAAACUACACCAACUAGACGACCCUUUGUCCAUAAAGGAAGGUCUGUUCCACCAGGUUGUUUAGUCUUUACAACCAUUUUAAGAGCAACCAUGGACAGGUGAAAUAUCUCAAAUUGAGUAAGAUAACAACUGGAUUAUUUUAAUGAUUAAACUAUCAACGGAUGUAAAUUAAAGGUACCCUUUUUGCUAAAUGGCAAUUUAUUCUGUUGAAAUCUCUCGGGAUUUAAUUUGUGCAGCCAGUUGCACAAUCACAAUACUCCUAUAUGGGAAAGAGACCGUUUUUUUCAGCUUCUCUUGAAUCCUAUCAUACGGCCAACUAAGUGUAAAUUAUUUGAUAUUUAAUCACAACAACUAAACGGUUACAUUUACUGAACACUUGAGAAGUGGUUCAUUUGAUUAUAACUUAUUAGAACAAAAGGGGUUAUUCGCACCGAAGCAAAGACACAGACCUCUCCGCAGACACAGUUCUGGGGUAAAGUAUCCACCAUAGAGCCUAUGUUUCAUUAGGUACUGGCGUAAUGUGUGGUGACCGGUUAUUACAUUUAGAAAGUGACCUUAUCCCAAGAACUGGAUAGAUUCAGUGUCCUCAGUCUUUUUCAUGUACAGCAAACAAACAAAAAAAACGAAGAAAAAUACAUAGAUUGACCAUAAUAUGCCUUUUAUAUUAAAUGUGCCGGUAAGUUUCUCAGCUAACAUAAUAUUUUCAUACUGAAAUGGAAUAUUUUAUGUGUGUACUGCUAAAAAAAAAAAGAAGUAAAAAAGUAUUGUCUUUAUCGAUUAUAUAUUAUUGUUGAAAUAUUUGCUGUACACUUCAUCAUCUCAUUGUUGUUCUAUGAAGCCUGUACAGUAUUUUGAUAUUUCUGAU
Molecule: messenger RNA, 3186 nt
Organism: Pungitius pungitius (ninespine stickleback)
Lineage: Eukaryota; Metazoa; Chordata; Actinopteri; Perciformes; Gasterosteidae
Product: insulinoma-associated protein 2
Exons: 1
Coding region: 172-1995 (607 amino acids)
Biological process (GO): neuron differentiation; regulation of cell cycle process; negative regulation of transcription by RNA polymerase II
Cellular component (GO): transcription repressor complex; nucleus
Molecular function (GO): DNA-binding transcription repressor activity, RNA polymerase II-specific; RNA polymerase II cis-regulatory region sequence-specific DNA binding
Source: RefSeq, a predicted model, not a curated record